UCGACAACAGACGCUUGCAAAACGAACUCCGGUUUCCAGCAGAGCAAAAUGGGCAAAAAGAAAGACUCGUACACCGAAACUCAUCGGAGGCAUAAGAAACAUAAGAAACACAAGAAAUCGAAAACGCAAUUAGUGACGGAAAAUUACGACAUAGUGGAUGAAACCAUUGAGGUGGUGGAAGAGAUCGAAUACAUGGAAGCUGACCCGGAACCGGAAAUUAUCACCGAAUUAAGUAGCAGCGACUUGCAGCCGGCGGUAGAUGGGAGUGCCUCGCAGAUGGAGCUUUUAAGUGACUUCCAGCACGCUCUACCACAAAAAUCAACUUCACCGGUCAAGUCGAUGGCUGCAUUGGGAAAGGUACAGAAAAAGAAACGCACGAAGGGGCGCGACAGCGGCACGUCCAGCGAGGAAGAACGAUGGCUCGAUGCAAUCGAAUCUGGCAAACUGGAGGAGGUAGACGAUGAGUUGAAAAAGAUCAAACCCAAAGACCCGAAACUGAUGACGGCUCGACAACGGGCAAUGUACGAACGCAGCACGGACAAAGAUUCUUCCCCGGGAUCGGAGCUGCUUAUGUCACUGCCGACGGGGUACAAGGAAAAGGUAAUGACGGCUGAAGCAAUACAGAAAGCGCAGUUAAAAUCUCAGAAACGCAAGCAGAUGGCCGAUGAGAAGCGGGAGAAAGACAAGAAGAAAACCAUGGAACGUUUACUUAAAAAGCAAGACUCGAAAUCGGUAAAAGCAAUCAAGAACCGACCGAUUAAAGAAAAAGUACCUAUGAUAACGUACGUUGAUGGUGUCGACGGGGCCUCCAUUUCACUACCGCCGGGUGUAGCUUUUCCGCUUCGAACUCAAAUGCCUCGCGAACCCCCCAAACCCACGCUUUGCACCGUAUCCAACUGCUCCAACAUUAAGCGAUACAACUGUUCCAAAACGAAUGUACCACUGUGUAGUUUCGAAUGCUACAAAGCUCAUGUCGAUGCCAUUAAAAAAAUUAUUUGUUGAACCAAAGAUGAUUUUUAUUUAACUCGAAUGGUCUGCUAUUUUAGAAAUCCACCUGAAGAGAA
Anopheles cruzii is the source of this 1064-nucleotide messenger RNA. RefSeq names its product INO80 complex subunit B. The record is from RefSeq and is a predicted model, not a curated record. Gene Ontology annotation, biological process: chromatin remodeling. Lineage: Eukaryota; Metazoa; Arthropoda; Insecta; Diptera; Culicidae. The coding region runs from base 49 to 1002 and encodes 317 amino acids. Gene Ontology annotation, cellular component: Ino80 complex. The transcript has a single exon.